UUUGUAUACUUCCUCGGUAAUUCGUCGGUAUAUUCCGACGACAUACCGACGAACUGGUCUAGUUCGUCGGUAAUUCGUCGGAAUAUACCGACGGAAUACCGAGGACAUGUGUUUCAAAACAAUUUCAAACAUAAAAAUCUAUAAAUUUUGAUGCCAAAACUACGAAAAUAACACAUAAUAAGUGCUUAGUAUAGUAUUAGAUCGCAACCAUUCAAAUAUAACAACUCAUAAAAUAAGUGUUUAUGCAUAUCAAUGUUUUUAUAACAUCUCAUCUUAACACUCAUAUACUUAUACAAUCAUAUUCAUCUAAUCUUACUUCAAAAAAUGUUAUUGUGUAAAAUUGUGUUAUAAAAACAUUUUUAUUGUUAAAUAUUUAUGCAAAUACUAUAUAUAUUAUCAAAGAUUAGGAUUUUACAUUUAGAAACUUGUAAUCAACCCCUAAACACUAUGUCGUCGGAAUUCCCUCGGUAAAGUUCGUCAGUAUUCCGUCGGAAUAUACUGACGAACCCGUGUCCGUCGGAAUUUUUGUUCACCCGGGAAAACCAAACCGCGUGAAAAUUUUCGCGCACCGCCAAUUGGUUUAUAUUUAAUGAUUCCGACGGAAUACUGACGAACCCGUGUCCGUCGGAAUCAUCAAAUAUAAUUACCCUUCUUCUUCCUUCUUCGUUAUUUCCGCCUCUCUCUCUAUCCUCUCCGCCGUUUCUCUCUCUUUCAAGGCGAUUCCGGCGGUUUUCGAGCUCCCAUCCCCGGCGAUUCCUCUACCCACGCUCAUAUCUCUUCCCCCAAACCCGAAAUCAUGUCCGAGGAAUCACCCCGCCCCGCAGCCCGUCGACGUAGUUCGGUGAGCUCUUCCCGUGCAUCGGGAUCGUCUCACGAACAAAACUCGUUUCCCGCAUAUAUUCCCGCUCCACCUCCCGCUCCUGCUCAACAGAAUCCGGGGGUCAUGCCAGUUGAACUAUUGGUUCAACAACCGGGUCGAGAGCAUCUCCCGGUUCUCCAUCCCACCCCACGACGAGGACAUAGCACUUGGUUCACCAAGUCGAGUAAUGGCAUUAGCAGGAGCAUCAACCAGAUGAUGUAUUCCAUGCUCCAAAUUGGAUAUACGAAGUGGAGUGAGAUCCCUCAAGACGACCAAGAGUUGUGGUUUCGUCAAUUUGCGCAAGAGUUCAACUGGCACCCCGAUCACACGGAAACAGUCCGUAUUAGAUUCAAAGCUAAGGCCAUGGACUCUUAUACAAAGCAGGUGAACGCGUGGAAGAAAGUUUGGCAGAAGAACAAGAGGCCACGGAACAUCAACGGGAGGGUGUUCGAGCAGUUGAUAGUUCAUUGGCAGAAGGACGAAACUGCAGAGACGUCUUCUAGGAACUCUAAGAACCGGAAGAGCGAUCGUGGCGGGAAAGGUAUGUAUGUGCACAACCUCGGGGCUUGCUCUAUGUCUACUAAGGAAGAUGAACUUAUCGAAGCAAAUGACGGUAAUCCCGUUGAUCGACUCCAACUCAUUAAGGUGGCUCACACUAACAAGACGACGGGUCAAAUUCAGGACCUCUUGAUCAAAGAUGUCGUUGAUUUGGUGGAAACUGAAAUAGCAUCUCAAUCUCAGCCUCUCUCUGAUGACGGCGAUUCAGUGGGAGCUUCAACCAACUUGUCCCGAUUGCAAAUAAAUGAGAUGGUUGAAAAGGCUGUUCCUAAAAGGAAAGGAGGCUUUUUAGUUGGAUUGGCCCGCCGUGCUUCUUCGUAUCCGGCAUCUUCUUCGCAGGUUCCGUAUGCCGAUCCCAUGAUUCUCGAGGAGCUACAUGACAAAGGUGAACGGAUUGUGGCAUUGGAGGAGCAGAACGCCACUAUCCAAGCUGAGAAUGCCACUAUCCAAGCUGAGAAUGCCACUAUCCUUGCUGAGUUGGCAUCCCAAAAGAAGACCAACGCCGAGAUAAUGGAGAAGCUAAACCGUUUAUUUGCUUCGAGUUCUUAGUUUUUUCUGAAUUUUAAAACUUUCUGAAUGUUUUUUUUAAUAUUUCGGUUUGU
Molecule: messenger RNA, 2019 nt
Organism: Raphanus sativus (radish)
Lineage: Eukaryota; Viridiplantae; Streptophyta; Magnoliopsida; Brassicales; Brassicaceae
Exons: 6
Coding region: 797-1966 (389 amino acids)
Source: RefSeq, a predicted model, not a curated record